GCCGGACUCUCGUUGCCAGCGGGACUUCUCUUCUUCCGGUCCAGAGAAGAGAAGCCGCUGUAGCUACAUAACUACUACCCGGAGAGCGGAGGGAUGUCGUUUUGUAGUUUCUUCGGUGGCGAGGUCUAUAAAGACCAUUUUCAACCAGGGGUUUAUGUAUGCUCCAAGUGUGAUCAUCAGCUGUUCAACAGCCGCUCCAAGUACGAACACUCCUCUCCCUGGCCAGCCUUCACACAGACAAUCCAUGAGGACAGUGUGUCUAAACAUGAGGAGAGACCUGGGGCAUAUAAGGUGCGGUGUGGGAAAUGUGGAAAUGGACUAGGCCACGAGUUUGUGAAUGAUGGGCCAGCCAAAGGGGUUUCUCGCUUCUGAAUAUUCAGCAGCUCACUGAAGUUUGUCCCUAAAGAUAAGGUUGAUGGACAGUAAGGUGAGCUGUUAGAGGGACGUUUUGGGCGACUUGUAGACGUUUCUCUGUGCUGCUGAAUGUGUGGACAGUGGAUGAAGUGUUCUGGGAUAAAGCCCAAUCUGGGAGCGCCAGGGCUCUGAUGAAAGAUGGCCACACUGGACAGCAAGAACAAAGGACUAGUCUCAACUCCUUUUUUAUUAUGCAAUCAUCACCGUCUCAGGAUAGCCUACUGAUUACACAAUCACCGUCUUAUCAGUUUUACAUUUAUAUACAGGGUUCAACGUUAAAGCGUAACUCUCGCCAAAAUGCAACCUAGGGUCUCUUUGUGAAUGUACCCGAGUCAAACUUUUUGUUUAAAAGCAUAA
This is a messenger RNA of Perca fluviatilis (European perch), 771 nucleotides long. RefSeq names its product methionine-R-sulfoxide reductase B1-A-like. NCBI's taxonomy places the organism in Eukaryota, Metazoa, Chordata, Actinopteri, Perciformes, Percidae. The transcript is spliced from 4 exons. Gene Ontology annotation, molecular function: peptide-methionine (R)-S-oxide reductase activity. The record is from RefSeq and is a predicted model, not a curated record.